UGUCAGCCAAAGAUGGCUGCGCUCAGGCAAGUAGAGCUGUAGUGACCUCCGGGGUGGCUGCGGAAGACCUGAGGAGGCACCCACAGGCUAGUGGGAGGAGAGCAUAAGGCUCAAAAUGGAAAAUUAUGAAUCCAAUAACCAGGAAAACAUUUUUGAAAUCAUAAACAGAAAAAUUAACCAGCUUCCAGAAGCAGAAAGGAAUCUACUUGAAAAUGGAUCAGUUUACGUUGGAUUAAAUGCUGCUCUCUGUGGCCUCAUAGGAAACAGUCUUUUUCGACGCGUCUUGAAUGUGACAAAGGCUCGUAUAGCUUCUACCUUACCAAUGGCAGUGAUCCCUUUCUUUACAACAAAAAUAACUUACAGAGGUUUUGUAGAUAUUCCUUUGAUAACAGGUGAUAUGAAUUGCGAAACCUGUACCGCAACACGUAGUGGACUGGUUGGUCUUCUUGCUGGUGGUCUAUACCCUAUUUUCUUAGCUUUACCUGUAAAUGGUAGCCUAGCAGCCAGGUAUGAAACAGCUCUGUUACAAGGGAACAUCUUAAGUUACUGGCUUAGAGUUUCUAAGCCUGUCUUUAGGAAGAUGUUAUUUCCUAUUCUGCUGCAGACUGUGUUUUCAGCAUACCUUGGGUCUAAACAAUAUCAACUACUUAUAAAGGCCCUUCACUUACCUGAACCUGGCCAAGAAAAUCACUGAUUUUAAACAAAUAUGUACACAAAAAUAAAAUAGUAAAAA
Cebus imitator (Panamanian white-faced capuchin) is the source of this 733-nucleotide messenger RNA. Its product is annotated as transmembrane protein 126A-like. The record is from RefSeq and is a predicted model, not a curated record. Gene Ontology annotation, biological process: mitochondrial respiratory chain complex I assembly. Gene Ontology annotation, cellular component: mitochondrion. NCBI's taxonomy places the organism in Eukaryota, Metazoa, Chordata, Mammalia, Primates, Cebidae.